Messenger RNA from Diospyros lotus (date-plum), 1680 nucleotides. Its product is annotated as nuclear transcription factor Y subunit A-10. Gene Ontology annotation, molecular function: RNA polymerase II cis-regulatory region sequence-specific DNA binding; DNA-binding transcription factor activity, RNA polymerase II-specific. Lineage: Eukaryota; Viridiplantae; Streptophyta; Magnoliopsida; Ericales; Ebenaceae. The record is from RefSeq and is a predicted model, not a curated record. Gene Ontology annotation, biological process: regulation of transcription by RNA polymerase II. Gene Ontology annotation, cellular component: CCAAT-binding factor complex.
AUAUUUGAUUGGGCCGUGCCGUGUAGUUCCAUUACACUUGUUCGCGUCCUUUUGCAACCCCCGCCCCCUCUCUCUCUCUCUCUCUCUCCUCCCUGCUUGAAAUUGUACCGACAUGGCUCCAGCCAAAUGGGGUUUGUUUCUCUGAGGUUUUCAAGCUUCUUGGGCAGCUGGGGGGUAGGCUCAAUAAUCCAUAGACCAGAAUCUAAUUCGGAGGAAAUCAAUGGCCAUGCACACUGCAUAUCUUAAAGAAUAUGAAGGGAUUGUCCAAAAUCCCAUUGGUCAGUUAUCAUCUGCUGCAGCACCUUGGUGGAGUGGGCUCAGAUCUCAAUCGUCGCAUUCUGAAUCGUUUGGUCAAUUUAGGUCUUCAUCUGUGGGACGCCCUUCCAAUGGAAGCCAACACACUGCCACUAACCAAGCUGAGAAUGGUAGUGAAAAGGGGCUGGAGAAGGGAAAUCCAACUCCAUUCACCAUCUUUCCAGUCUCUCAUUCAGGUGAUUGCAAAACUUCAGGGAACAUGCCUGUGCAGGUAGCCACACCAGGAUAUCGAAGCCAUUUUGAGCUAGGAUUUGGUCAACCUGUGAUCUGCACAAAGUAUCCUUACGGAGAUCAGUAUUAUGGUGUACUCUCAACUUAUGGAUCUCAGAUUACGGGUCGGAUUAUGCUGCCGUCAGAUCUGACCACAAAUGAUGGACCAGUGUAUGUAAAUGCCAAGCAGUAUCAUGGAAUACUCAGGCGUCGGCUAUCACGUGCAAAGGCAGAAUCAGAAAAUAAAGUUCCAAGAAUUCACCGUAAGCCGUAUCUGCACCUGUCGCGUCAUCUCCAUGCGAUGCGCCGCCCAAGAGGCAUUGGUGGCCGCUUCCUCAACACAAAGAUUUCAGACGAUGGUAAAUGUGGAACUGAGACCGAGAAGAUUGGGAAUGGACAAAUCUCCCAACCCACUGAAUCUCAGAUUUCUGAAGUUGUGCAAUCCGAUAGCGGAAAUUUGAACUCACCAAAGGAAGCCAACGGCAGAUCUAACUUCUCCGGGUCAGAGGUGACUAGCAUAUUCUCCAGGGGAGAUCUUGGCCGCUUUGAACUGAAUCAUUUCCGGUCAUCAGUCUUCCCAUUCUCUGACAUGAUCAAUACUGGGCACGGCAUGGACACCAGCAAGUGGAUUGCAGCAGCGGAUGGCUGCUGCAACCUCAAAGUUUGACAGCAAAGGGGCAGAUGGGCUUGGUGCUAAAACCUUGGCAUCAGCCCCACCCUUUCUGUGACCAAAUGGAGCACGCUACCGUUGCAUCUUCUGUUGUGGGUGGAGACCACAGCAGGUUUGCUUCGGGCACUGUUCCACCACUCCAUUUGGUUGCUAGGCAAUUCAUUCUUGGCUUAUCUGCAUUGCGGUUGUCUUUGCUAUUCCUUGGCAGUCCUCCCAGUCUUGGUUUGGCUAAAGAUGCUGUAAGCCUCAAUGCAGCAAAAACUUGGAUUACUCCUUAAAUGGGCUUGUUCCCAUAUAUCCUAACAGACCUUGAAUCUAUGGUUUCAUGUUUGUGAUCUUCAAGUUGUUGAACAUGAUGUUGUGAAGUCAGUAUUAUGAGUCUGCAUUUCAAACUCCUUGGCGAAUGUAAUGUAUUGUAAAACUUGGGACUUGGGAUGUAUCAGCAGUUUGUGGUUGUUAAAUAACAUGAUGCUUAUGUUGUGAGA